Molecule: messenger RNA, 3929 nt
Organism: Myxocyprinus asiaticus (Chinese sucker)
Lineage: Eukaryota; Metazoa; Chordata; Actinopteri; Cypriniformes; Catostomidae
Product: AP-2 complex subunit mu-B
Exons: 11
Coding region: 241-1545 (434 amino acids)
Biological process (GO): intracellular protein transport; clathrin-dependent endocytosis
Cellular component (GO): AP-2 adaptor complex; cytoplasmic vesicle
Molecular function (GO): clathrin-cargo adaptor activity
Source: RefSeq, a predicted model, not a curated record
GUGCGUGUCAGCUGACGGCUGCAGAUGGAGGGAGCGGGCGACAUCUUGGAUGCAUGAGUGAACGGUGAUCGCAGCUUUUCUUGCCUGAAACACGGUUCAAACUUCAAACACUCUCAAUAACCCAGAGUCCCUAUCAAAACCGAACACAUCUGUCUCUGUUGAGCCAGUCCGGUCCAGAGGGACACACAGAGACACACACACAGUUUUUUAAAAUGGCUUGUGAACACUGAGACCACCACCAUGAUUGGAGGACUCUUCAUCUACAACCACAAGGGCGAGGUGCUGAUAUCCCGUGUCUACCGUGAUGACAUCGGGAGGAAUGCGGUGGAUGCAUUCCGUGUGAACGUGAUCCAUGCACGUCAGCAGGUACGCUCACCCGUCACCAACAUCGCCCGCACCAGCUUCUUCCAUGUCAAACGCUCCAACAUCUGGCUGGCUGCCGUCACCAAGCAGAAUGUCAACGCAGCCAUGGUGUUCGAGUUCCUCUACAAGAUGUGCGAUGUCAUGGCCGCAUAUUUUGGCAAGAUCAGUGAGGAGAACAUCAAGAACAACUUUGUUUUGAUCUACGAGCUGCUGGAUGAGAUCCUGGAUUUUGGAUACCCCCAGAACUCUGAGACUGGAGCCUUGAAGACCUUCAUUACUCAACAGGGUAUUAAGAGCCAGACGAAAGAGGAGCAGUCUCAGAUUACCAGUCAGGUCACUGGACAGAUCGGCUGGAGACGUGAGGGCAUCAAAUAUCGCCGCAAUGAACUCUUUCUGGAUGUACUGGAAAGUGUCAAUUUGCUGAUGUCACCGCAAGGUCAGGUGUUGAGUGCCCAUGUCUCAGGGCGGGUGGUGAUGAAAAGCUAUCUGAGUGGAAUGCCAGAGUGCAAGUUCGGCAUGAAUGACAAGAUCGUCAUUGACAAGCAGGGCAAAGGUGGCACUACUGAUGACACAGGCAAGAGUGGGAAACAGUCCAUAGCGAUCGAUGACUGCACGUUCCACCAGUGUGUCCGUCUCAGCAAGUUUGAUUCUGAGCGCAGUAUUAGCUUCAUCCCUCCCGACGGAGAGUACGAGCUCAUGAGGUACCGCACCACUAAAGACAUCAUCCUCCCCUUUCGGGUCAUUCCAUUGGUCCGAGAGGUCGGCCGCACCAAGUUGGAGGUAAAGGUGGUGAUCAAGUCCAACUUCAAGCCCUCACUGCUGGCACAGAAGAUAGAGGUGCGCAUUCCCACUCCACUCAACACCAGUGGGGUUCAGGUCAUCUGCAUGAAGGGGAAAGCCAAGUACAAGGCCAGUGAGAACGCCAUCGUUUGGAAGAUCAAGCGAAUGGCUGGUAUGAAGGAGUCUCAGAUCAGUGCUGAGAUUGAGCUGCUGCCCACUAAUGACAAAAAGAAGUGGGCUCGACCACCCAUCUCCAUGAACUUUGAGGUACCCUUUGCUCCGUCAGGGCUGAAAGUGCGAUACCUGAAGGUCUUUGAGCCAAAGCUGAACUACAGCGACCACGAUGUCAUCAAAUGGGUGCGUUACAUCGGUCGCAGCGGCAUCUAUGAGACGCGCUGCUAACAGCAGCCCCUCAUCACGGAGAGAGUGGGAGACAUAUAAAUGGAGGAAGGGUAGAAUGGAGCUAUUCAUUGUCUCACUCUCCCCUCCCUUCCUCAACUUUUUAUACUGGGCUCUGAUCACCCUGAAAACAUCAACCAAGGAAAACAAAAACAAGAGAAUAUCCAAAACUUCUCAAAUCUGAGCUGAAGCAAACUAGUCUUGCAUGGUAAAACAGAUCAAAUAAAGUUUUUUUCUGCAGUAUAAAAAAAAUAUUAAAAAAUCUUUAUUUUCAAGAACCUCCCCCAUGAGAAAUUCUCUUGUAACCCCCACUCAUUUCUCCUCUAAUUCUUCCACUACAUGCAUUCCAGACUCCCAGUCCCCAUUGAAUCCCAGCUAAUGUGGGGCUCCGGCCCCUCUUCAUCCCAUGAUUAGCGCUGAACCUCUGUUCCUGCUCGAAGGCGGUGUCCGGAUGGCUAUUUCCCCAUCCCAUAUUUACACCAGAGUUCUGUUGUUCCUAUCUGCUUAUGUGAUCUCUAGUGUAGACGGACCCAAGAAAAAUUUUAAUUCAUUUAUAUAGUGGUCCUUACUUUGAGUAUUAGUUUGGUAUUGUCCUCAUCCUUGUUAUCAGUAAAUUGGUGUAAACGUUAAGCCAGUGGCCCCACAAUGUUUUUGAGCGUAAACAUUGUCCAUCCGAAAAUAUUUAUUUUACAUAUGCAGAUGUUGAAUUAUCUGCUUUCCAUUUGUAUUUUGUCUCGGUGUAAGACAGUUUGAGGAAAUUGAGGGGUGAGAAUGCUUAAAUUAAAGCAACGAAAGAAACUAAUGCUCAAGUCCAGCUGUAUGUAUGCAUAUACGCUAUAUAGACUAAGAUGGUGUAAAAAGAGAACAAAACCACAAAGGCUGUUUAGAGGAGUUUUAGUUUCAUUUGGUGUCAUAUAGUGGAGUCUUAUUUGGCCGGUGUGUGUGCAUGCAUACGUGUGUGUGUGUGUGUGUGUGUGUGUGUGUGUGUGUGUGUGUGUGAGAGAGAGCCUCUGAAUCAGGGGUCCCCGACAUCUCUCAUGGAAUUAACAUUUGUGGCUUUUCCUCUUUGUCACACGUUUCAUCCUCUUUUACCACUUUGUUUGCUAAAUAACAGUUUGAGUUGAGUUGCUCAAAUGCACAGUCAUUCCUUACAUCAGCAAAAUCUCUCCCUGUAUUUCAACAUUUCCCCUGAGACAACUUUGUAAGGAAGUCUUUGCCAAACCUGUUACUCCUGGAGGCCCUCUAACUACAUAUUUUAAAUAUUUCCUAAUUAAACAUCGGAAUCAACUCAUCAGGGACUGGAUGUACAAAAUAUUAUGCAAAAAUUCAAGUUCUUAUGAUAAAUUGAAGGCAUCUUGCUAUAAACGUUGAUGGUUUAAGAAAAAGAUAACAUUCUUAAGAAGUCUUUUUUUUUUUUUCUUAGGUUAGAAAAUAAGUUAAGAAUUUUAUUCUGAAGAAUGUCAUGUAAGGGAGACUUUUAAAAAUGUGUACUGAUGGAGGAGCCUCGAGGAACAACUCAAAGGAAUGUUCUGUGUUCAAUGCAAGUUAAGCAGUGCAGUCAACAGCAUUUGUAGCAUAAUUUUGACUACUACAAAAAAUACCUUUGACUCACCUCUUGCUUAAAAAAAUCACAUUUACAGUGAAGGAUUUACAAUGGAAGUGAAUGGGGCCAGUCUGUAAAUGUUAAAAUACAUGUCAAAAGUACAGCCACAAGCUGUAAACAUUGUGUUAACAUGAUUUUAGUGUGAUAAAAUUUCAGUUCUAUGUGAUUUUAGUGUGUCAAAAUAGCUUACAGGGUUUACAGCAAUGCAUUGUCAUGGCAACAAAGUUGUAAUAUUGGAUGUAACUUCACACUCAUGGUUAGUAAGCGAUUUUGUCACACUAAUCAUCUUAAUACUUAACGUUAAGCUUCACUUGCCUUUUAAAGGAAUACACCUUUAAAAGCCACAUUUCACUAAAUUCUUCAGAAGAGGGACUAGAAUAUUAGGGACUCCUUCAUAUUAUUGCUACAUAUGAUUUCCAAACCUCUAUCCUUAGUUCUAAAUUAAGCAAGAGAUUUUGGAGAUGCCAAAAUAUAUAAAGGCAAAGGUAUUUCAGGUUGAACGGCACAGAAAUGGAAGCAUGUCUGUCCUCUGCACUUCUGUGCAAGCACUUGUGGUGUCUACUUUGUUUCAAGCAACACUACAAAAGCGACCCUACAGAUUUUUAAGUGUGCGUCUGUUUACCACUUGUGUCUUAACACUUAUACCGUCUGACCUCAGUGUGUUUCAGCUCUGAGAGAUGAUGAGGCUCCUUGGAGCUCCUUAAGCUACAGUGUAUCGUCUUCAUUUGGUAUCUUUGUGACUGUUGUCUUAAUCCUAAUAAAAAUGUGUAAUCAAUCACUCUUA